Molecule: messenger RNA, 7913 nt
Organism: Megalobrama amblycephala (Wuchang bream)
Lineage: Eukaryota; Metazoa; Chordata; Actinopteri; Cypriniformes; Xenocyprididae
Gene: lin54
Product: lin-54 DREAM MuvB core complex component
Exons: 14
Coding region: 1290-3692 (800 amino acids)
Biological process (GO): regulation of DNA-templated transcription
Cellular component (GO): nucleus
Source: RefSeq, a predicted model, not a curated record
GUGGGUGUUCAGCGAGGGGCAAUAUGAUCUCAGCUAGUUAGCCGAGCUGCUAACAGUGUAGUGUCAGCUGAUGUCCGUCCGCGCUCGCUCGCUCCAUAGCACGUCACACGCCCAGCUGUGAGCACAGAUGAUCGCUGUUAAUGUUUGCUGAUCUUCUGCAUCAUCCACCAAACAUAGCCAAAGGUUACUGGGGUCAGGGGUUGACGCGUCGCAGGAGUUAAUAGUGGCUAACUGGUUAGCACCUGAGGCUACUAUACCUGACAGUGAAUGACAGCGAGCUGCUGGCCCGACGCGCCUGUCAUCUCAUGGAUACAUUUAGUCACUGGUUCACAAUAUUAUUAACACUAACGCUAUAUAUAGUGGCAGAGCGACCCGUUCUUUGUUAUAAACAGUGAACAGUAUUUUGGUUAUAAAAGUUUGCGCCUAGGACAUUUGUUUUUAUGUUUGCACAGUGUGCAAUGAUUCAAAAAAUGGAAAGAAAUAUAAGUAUUUUAAUUAUUUCAGUUUUCUAAGCUCUUUUUUAUUAUAUAUAUGUCUUUGACAAUAAGACUAAGAGAGUAAUUGAGUGGCUUUUGUUUGUGGGACAGACUUUAAUAUUACAUUUUUAUUUAACAUAGUAUUAAAUUCCCUUGAAUCAAAAUCAUAACAGAGCACAAAGAUGAAGAAAACAUUGAAAUGAAAACUAUUUUUACUCCUGUUGUUCAAAACCUGUAUGGCUUUCGUUUUCUUUAUUCAGGCAGAAUGACGGCUUCAGUCUCUUCAUUUUCACUCUAUGAAAAAGAUGCACUGAUAGUGAAUUGUGAGGCUGUCAAUCUGAUAAACAUAUCUUUUUUGUUCCAGUUAUGCGGGUUUGAAUCGAAUAAUGACAGAUUAAUAGUUUUAAUUCUCAAAACGAUAAACUUUAUUUGUCUAUAGUUUGCUCCUCCUUUGUGCUCUAACUCUGACAAAACAAUAAAUCAAGUUGUUGUUUUUUUUCUUCUUCUCCUGUUUCUCGUGUCCGAACUGAUGACGAGAUGAAAAUGGCGGAUCUUUCGAAAUCCAACCCGGCCUGAAAUAGACAAGCGGCGCGUGUUAAACUCCCAAUAGCGGGACUCAAUUCAGGAGGCAAACGUCCCAGUCUACAAUAACUCUCAUGCUGCGCUCUAUGUCUUGUAAAUAUCGAUAUUUCCAUGGCAACAGAAUAGACAGGAAAGCAGGCGCGUCGAAUAUCAACAAACUCCAUCUGAUGUGAAACUGACAGUCUUUGACUGAAUUAACUGUUGAGUGUGUUUUCAUUAUCUUUGUGCACAAUGGAUGUGGUGUCGCCUGAGCUCAACAGCCUCCUGCCUGAUGAGAUUAUGGAUACGGAAGCUAUCGCGAUGGAAGAGGAACUCCCUGCUGAUCACCUCGCUCUUCCUCCUCCCCAAUCUGAACCAGAGCCAGCGCAGGUUCCUAUGGAAACAGAGGUGCCUGAAAUCGUCAGCCUGUGUCCAGCCACCACGUCUAUGCAGAUGACCUCCACCUCCACUGAUGCUCAGUGUAGCACCAGCACAGGAACUCAACUCCUCCUUGCCCCCUCUGGCCUCAUGGCUGGCACCACCACAACCACCACCACCCCUGCCAAAACCACCAGUUCUGCGGUGACUCAAAACCUCCCCAAAAUCUCCAGCGUUACUGUCCCAGCCAACCACCAGCUCAUCAUCAACAAAGUGGCCAGCUCCCCCGCUGCGGAUGGCAAGCCUCCAGGCGCUGCUGUUCUCAAGCCAGAGGGCCAAAAACUCUUGGUUGCUGGCCUCAGUAAAACAGGGCAGCCCAUUAUGUUGGCUCUGCCCCACACUUGGAACAAGCCCGCCACUACCCAGGGCACAGGGGAUGCCAAGGCCCAGCCGACGCAGAUCAAAAUGGUGACUGCAGUAGGGAAGCCUGUGAUAGCUGUGAGCUCAGCCAGUCAGCUGAUGGGCUCCUCCACAACACUGCAGGCUCAGCAGCUGAAGACACUUCAGAUCACAAAGAAACCACCAGUAUCUACGGCUGGACCAAUGAUAACAAAGCUCAUCAUCACAAAGGCCCUGAACAAUAAAGGACUGACCAGCCCAGCUUCAGUGGCUCCUGUAGUUACUGGGCGAGUUGUUACCCAGAGUACCCCGGUGACACCUCCACGCACCAUUGCCAUUGGUGAGACCGUCAGCACUGUGCCACAGAAUACAUCUGGUAACAGCAAAGUCGCCAUCUCGCCGCUCAAGUCUCCCAGCAAGGUCUUAAAUCUUUUAAAACUGACUGUGGUUUCGGUGGCCAGUCAGUCUCCAAACUCACCCCAGAAGUCUGUGACGCUGCCACUCAAUGUGGCUCUAGGCCAGCAGAUCCUCACUGUUCAACAGUCUGCCACCACUUCUCCAGCUAAAGCAGGAACCAGCCAGUCUGCCGCACAGGCUGUAAAGCCAGUGCAGACGGUUACGGUAGGAGGGGUGGGAACAUCUCAGUUUAAGACCAUCAUCCCCCUCACCACACCUCCCAACGUGCAGCAGAUCCAGGUGCCGGGCAGUCGCUUCCAUUAUGUGCGGCUGGUAACGGCCACCACCGGCAGCAGCACCGCACAGACAGGCGCCAGCACCAACACCAAUCCUUCCAUCCAACCAGCCAAGCCUGUGAUGAUGAAUGCUGCGGUGCGGAUGUCUGUACCCAUCGUCCCAGCACAGACCGUGAAACAGGUUGUACCCAAACCCUUAACGUCAGCAGCUCAGGUGGUGACCACCACUCAGACCCCCCAGCGUCUCAUCAUGCCAGCCACACAUCUGCCACAGAUCCAGCCUAACCUCACCAACCUGCCGCCUGGCACUGUGCUCGCCCCCGCCCACGGCUCUGGAAACAUGGGCUACGCUGUGUUGCCGGCCCCAUACGUUACGCAGCUCCCCCAGCCUGCAUUUGUGACUUUGACCAGCAGCUCCACCUUCUCAACAGCCACUCCCAUACAGACUCAAGCCAGGCUUUCACUCAACGGUUUAUCAACAUCUGAAGCAACAUCAAGGCCGAGAAAACCCUGCAACUGCACACGGUCACAGUGUCUGAAAUUGUAUUGUGAUUGCUUUGCCAAUGGGGAGUUCUGUAAUAACUGUAACUGUGUUAACUGCUUCAACAACCUUGAUCAUGAGAGCGAAAGACUGAAGGCCAUAAAGGCGUGUUUAGACAGAAACCCUGUAGCUUUUAAGCCCAAGAUUGGUAAAGGCAAAGAAGGAGAGUCGGACAGGAGACACAGCAAAGGCUGCAAUUGUAAGAAAUCUGGCUGUCUGAAAAACUACUGCGAGUGUUAUGAGGCAAAGAUCAUGUGUUCGUCCAUCUGCAAAUGUAUGGGCUGCAAGAACUUUGAGGAGAGUCCUGAGAGGAAGACGCUGAUGCACCUGGCCGACGCUGCAGAGGUGCGGGUCCAGCAGCAAACUGCAGCCAAAACCAAGCUGUCCUCUCAGAUCUCGGAUCUGCUCACUAGAACCACACCAGCCAUCACCAGUGGAGGCGGAAAGUUGCCAUACACAUUCGUAACAAAGGAAGUGGCUGAAGCGACGUGUGACUGUUUGCUGGAGCAGGCCGAGCAGGCGGAACUGGCCAACCAGCCUCAGGCUGUGGCGGAGCACCUCAUUCUGGAGGAGUUUGGGCGCUGCCUCAGGAGAAUCAUCAGUUUUGCUGGCAAAGCCAAGACAGACUGUCCCAUCAACUGCUAGACCUGGGCCUGGCAAAGCCAUGACUGAGAGCCCUUCCGCCCGUUUGGGCCCCGCGGCCCAGUGUGCUGCUGAACCUAGAGUGGAGGCCCACUGAGGGCACUUCUGUCGGCCCCUCGUAUGGACGCACAGGGCCUUCUAAUAAAGAGAGACAAAGCAGAACUUUCCAUUGGCCUCUGAAAUCUAUUGCGUGACCGUUACGCCAGAGGACGCACUUUUCUGUAGGAGGACUACAGUACUUCAUUGUAGCCGCUGCAAAUGGACUUGCACUGUUUGCUUUCCUGGAAGGGGGUUUAUUUUAGAACAUUCGAUACUAUUUUAAGGUAGUUUGUUUUGUUUGGCAACGUUUUCCACUUUUAAAUGUGUAAUCAUGGUAUUUCUUUGUCUUUUAAAACUGGAUUUUCAUAUUACCAUUCACUGUCGUCAGAAAGCCCCUUUUUUUUUUUCUUACUGCUAAUAACCUUGGGAUAUAUCCGGAUGCAGAAGGAACUUCCCUGCUCAUGUCAUUAGCGUCUGAUCAUGACUUGUAUACAGUAAGUAGCCUGUACUGUAGCGUCAUUAUAUUUAUUUGCUUGCAGCAGAUUUUGUUUCUUGACCAGAAUCGGAUUCCAUCUUCACCGUUCCAUUUGUGUUCCAAGAAUACAAACGUUCAGCCGGGUCAGUCUGAGGGAGGCCGCACUUCAUUCCGGACAGGACGAGACUGAAGCAGAGCAUGAAGCUGCUGAUCGCGGUACAGAUAUCCUGUACUACAAACAGUGCUUACAGCCAAUAUAUAUGAUAAGAUUAGAUUUAAAUCUUUACUAAUGAAAAACAAUCAGCUAAAUAAGCUUUGUAAUGAGUUUUAAAGCUUAUUUCUUCAUCUCAGUCUACAGAUAAAUUAAGAGCCUCCUCAAUAAUUGUGGAAAUUUUUUUUGUCUAGGUUUCUUUUUUGGCAAUUGAUAGCUGAUAAGCUCUGUCAGGGCUUAUUUAAACCAAACCUUUCCAUACAUGGAGUUGACACAGUUAGGGCUAGAAAGGAUACAGCUAUGGCCAGAUUGUCCUACUGGGUAUGUGCACAUCAAAAGUGUGUCAUUUUUGUCUUACUGAACAACAAUUAAUUACUGUAUUUGCAUUAUUAUAAGAGUAGGUUUAGGUCUGGGGUAGGUGUAUACGUUAACAAAACUAUUUUAUGGUGAGAUUUUACAUCACUUCUGGCCAUAGCUGUAUCCCUUCUAGCCACAACCAGAUGAAGCAUUUAGUCGCUGAAAUGCUUUAUGGGUGAAUCUCAUGAAACCUGUCAAGAACAUGUCCAGUCCAUUUUAUUACAUCCCAAAAUAAAAUGCAUAUUGCUUAAUGAAAAUGAAGCAUAUUUUAGGACCCAUUAAUUUUGUUUUUAUUGGUUGUUGUUUUUGGUUUUUUUUUUUUUUGUUUUGUUUUUUUGCAUUUUUAGAUUAUAUUCAUGAUUAUAAAAUAUAUUACCCCCCCCCCCCAUUAUCAUUAUGUAUAAAAUCAGAAAAAUCUGAUUUCUUAUUACUGUAAUUAAAUUUUUUUUAAUAAGCUCCAAUUUCAGUUUUUUCUAUAAUUUUAUUUAUUUGUAAUGUUAUUUUACAGUAAUGUGAAUCAAAAUGAGAUUUUUUUUUUUUGUUGUUGUUGUUGUGUAUAAAUAAUUUUCACAAACAGUAUACACUGUCCAGCCCCAAAAAGUCACUGUUUGGAUUUAAAUAGGCAAAUGCUUAAGAGUCUAUGAUUGGAUCAUUAUUGCAGUGGAUUAUUAUGUUUCUAGCAUGUUAUAUGUUUGGCAGCAGUUCUUCUAGCCCUAACUGAUGGAGUGUGUAGCUUUUCUUUUCCUAAACAACCAUGUAGGAAUGGAUGACAAUGUCAAGAUUCAUCAGGCUCAAAUUCUGAAGAAUAAUUUUCACACGUUUGCCACCUCCGAGUCGAAAAAUCGAUGCACCUUCUGAUGGAUAUAAAUGUUGUGAUUUAUUUCCAUCAAGAGGUUCAUCAAUUUGUGGUCAAGAUCUUGUAUUGACAAUGCAGGAUGCAAGCACUCUGUAAAGUCUCCUCCAGCACAUCCUAAAGACUUUCAGUCAAAGAAGGAAUGUAGCCAAUGUCGGAUGUCAUCCUGGAAUAUGGCCAUGAUGUGUCUUCCUACAUGGUUGUUUAACAAAUUAAAAGCCACACACUCCAUCAGUUAGGGUCAAAGGAACUGUUGCCAAAAAUAUAACAUGCUAGAAACAUAAUAAUCCACUGCAAUAAUGAUCCAAUCAUAGACUCUUAAGCAUUUGCCUAUUUAAAUACAAACAGUGACUUUUUUUGGGCCGGACAGUGUAUACUGUUUAUGAAAAUUAUUUAUAAACAAAAAAUCUCAUUUUGAUUUACAUUACUGUUAAAAAAACACCUUAACAUUAAUUCAAACGUAAACAAACAAAACUGAAAUUUCACCUUAUUUUGGUAUAAAUAUAAUUUUACAGUAAUUAGAAUGAAAAAUAAGAUUUUUGUGUAUGAUUUUGGUUAUCUAAAGAUAAUCAAUAAAAAUAAUGCUAUAAUUAUUACUGUAAUUGAUAAUUUAAUUAAUUUUAUGGCUUAAUUAGUUUUUACUUUUUAGUAGCAUAAAGUCUAUGUGGUCCUAAAUGUGGGAUUAUGUAUAUAAUCCCAUUUUUAAAAAAUUUUUUGUGUAUUUUCUUUUCUUUUUUUUUUUUUGACUGUUUUGGGGUGAAAUAUGAUGUGAACAUGUUCUCUUUGUGAUUUUAUUCUUUGUGGCAUAAUGUGGUCUAUAUUAAUGGCUAUUCCUUUUUGAAGGCAAGUAACAGAAACAAUACAAGGUAAAUCAGCAAAAAAAAAAAAAAAAAACCUGAACUAAAGGUCAUCUGUAGGUAUGGUUUAGGCCAUGAUUUGUUUGGCACAGGUGUUUAAUAAGUCUUUCAAGCAUCAUUGAGAUGAAGUAGAAACGGACGGGCUGCUGUUCAGGACUUUCUUCUGCAUAGUGCCUUCUCACAUAUCAGCUCUAACGAUUCUUCACUGUGUUUAGUGGAAGUCACGGAUCACCCUAGAUGAAUGAAAAAUCUGUUGUGUGUAAUAUGUCGUAAAUAGUUUUUAAAUCUGCUUUUACUCAGUUUUAUUUUGUACUAUGAGACAGCUAGAACUAAUAACAAACAUAAUUGUAUUUUGCCCAGACUCACAAAUAUACUUGUUGAAUGCAACUUUUAUUUGUCGGUUAAUAACAGACCAUCACACUGUCAUAAAGCCAUGUGAUUCUUUGACGUUCUAGCUGAAGGUUUCUGAUCUCGUGCCCUGCAUUUCACAGCAUAUAUAUAUUUAAAUUUCACUAUUAAACAGCUGAGUGAGUCUGUGCAAGUGGUUUAAUAAAAUUGUUGAAUGGGGCAAACUGCUUAUACACCUUAUGCCUUAAUAACCACCUCAGGGCUUUUUAUGUAAAUAUCUUCAUAACUAAUAGUAUGUUUAUUUAGUUGCAUGACUACAAGCAAUUUAAUAAGCUCUGCUAAACUACUCCUGAGUCACAUUAUUGCAUUAGAGUCUUUCAAUAGCUAUUUUGGAUAUAGCUGAUUUUUUUUUUUUUUUUAGUAUAUCGUUAUAACCGCAUCUUCCAAAUAAUGCAUAUGCCCACAAUCUAUUUAAACUGUUCUGCUGGCAUUGCUUUGCUGUAGAGAAGUCUUAAAGGCAUGAAGAUGCAGGGUUCCUCACCUGUGCCAUCCAAAACUCUCAUCUUUCCAAUGUUUUAGUUCUUUAUGGAUCAUCCUUGUUUGUAUUUUAUGGUGAUAAACAUAUCGUAUUCUAGACCCUUUCCUCCACUAUAUUUCUGACAGAUGCAAAAGAUUUUCAGGUUGUACUUUCUUCAAAAAAGAUGAUGAUGAUGAUGAUGAACAAUGAGUUCAUAACUUUGUAUGUAGCCAGUUAAUGUUAUCUUGUAAAAAUGUAAAUGAACAUUAGUGAUCCUUUGUACCUUUCUUGAAAAUUGCCAUGAUUUUUCAUUUUCUUUCAUAAAGUAAGCCCUUCACUAAUGUGUAAAUGUUUUCCUGUUUGGUUUUUAUAUGGUUAUAUGUAUAAGGCAGGUGUUGUGUAACAGUUUGAGUUUUGUUGACUUUGGCCAUUGCUGCAAUUCUAAUCUUUUCUGUUUGUCCCUUCUUUUCUGUUUAACAUAUACCAUGUCUGUCUACAUGAUUAAAACACCAUGUAUCACUCAGAAUUAAAAUCCCUCUGAAGAUACAUUAAAGUUUAUUUUCAGUG